GAUAGGUUUCGCCGGAAGAAGUUUUGCUCCGUCGUUGCGGUUCUAAAUUUUCCGAUAGAGAAGAAGGCAGCAAGGAAGUCCAGCAGAUUCUCAACUGCAUUUUUCCUCUACUUUGACUAUAUGGCUGUAGAAACUCUCGAGAGUUCCUGUGAGGUUUCAAAGAGAAAACAUGGAGACGGUAGUGACGGAACCCUCCUCGAUGAGUUCAGCGACGGAGACGUGAAUUAUGCAUCUGGUGUUUCAUCCAAAAGAGCUAAGGUUUCAAGAGAAAUGAGGUUUCUAGACGAAGACGACGAGGAUGAUAGUGAUUGGGAGCAGCAGAGGACACCUGUUGAGUCUGUGAAGUGGUUUUGCGUCAAUUGCACUAUGCCAAACCCUGGUGACAUGGUCCAUUGUUAUAUGUGUGGUGAGCACAAGGAGUCUGGUAUCCUGAGGCAUGGAUGCUUUGCAUCUCCUUUUUGCAAAGAUACUGGUCUCUCCCAAGUUGAAGAGAAGCUAGGAAGUGGAAGCUCACCUGCAACCAGCUCAACAGCUGUUGGUUUCGACGAGAGAAUGUUGCUACACUCAGAAUUCGAAAUGAAAACACUUCCACAUGCCGAGAGACCUGAUCGUCUUCGAGCUAUAGCUGCCAGUCUUGCCGCAGCUGGCGUUUUUCCUGGAAGAUGUUUUCCUAUUCCUGCAAGGGAAAUCACGAAACAAGAACUCCAGAUGGUACACACUUCAGAGCAUGUUGAUGCUGUUGAUAUUACAAGCCAGCUUCACAAUAGCUACUUCACCUCUGACACAUAUGCUAAUGAGCAUUCAGCACGUGCUGCUAGACUUGCAGCAGGUUUGUGCGCUGAUCUAGCUACAGAAAUUCUCUCUGGCCGUGUGAAAAAUGGUUUCGCUUUGGUUAGACCUCCCGGUCAUCAUGCAGGCAUCAAAAAUUCUAUGGGGUUUUGUCUUCACAAUAAUGCAGCUGUUGCUGCAUUAGUUGCACAAGCAGCAGGGGCAAGGAAGGUGCUGAUUGUGGACUGGGAUGUGCAUCAUGGAAAUGGAACCCAAGAGAUAUUCGAACAAAACAAAUCUGUAAUGUACAUGUCCUUGCAUAGACAUGAAGGAGGAAAGUUCUAUCCGGGCACUGGAGCUGCUGAUGAGGUUGGUACAAAUGGUGCUGAAGGUUAUUGUGUAAAUGUUCCAUGGAGUUGUAGUGGAGUUGGUGAUGGAGACUAUAUCUAUGCCUUUCAGCAUGUAGUUCUUCCCAUAGCUUCUGCAUUCUCUCCUGAUUUUGUCAUCGUAUCAGCGGGAUUUGAUGCAGCUAAAGGAGACCCACUAGGAUGCUGUAAAGUGACUCCGGCAGGUUAUUCUCGAAUGACACAGAUGUUAGGUGAUCUGUGCGGCGGGAAAAUGCUAGUUAUUCUCGAGGGCGGCUACAAUCUUCGCUCCAUAUCUUCUUCUGCUACUGCAGUGAUCAAGGUGCUUAUGGGAGAAAAUCCAGAGGAGGACUUGCCUACAGCUACAGCUACAGCUCCUCCUUCAAGAGCCUGCAUGCGGACCGUUCUUGAUGUAAUGAAUAUCCAAAUGAAGUUCUGGCCAUCACUUGCUACCUCCUACUCCAAGUUACUAUCAGAGUGGGAAGCAAGCAGGCCAGGGAAAAGAGCUGAGACUCAGGAGGCCGUCGUCAAUGCGGCGGCUCCUGAUGCGCAAUCUGUCGCUGUGGAUGAGGAAGCUCCGUCUCGCAGAGUUGCGCCGCCGCCUGCUGAGUUCGCGUUUAAUUUCAGCUACUCCGGUGAUGGUUUGCUUAUCGAUGACAAAGAAGCGUGUGGGGAACUAUUCCGUUUGAUCAGUGAUGAUCCGUCCACCGAUCUUCCUACUCCUUUUGAUGACACGACUCUAUCCGAUUUGUACAACGAGUAUGCUCUCAGUGCUGCUAGGUCAAUAGCGAGUGUGAACAAGAUGGUAUAUGAGUAUAAGCGUAAGCUCAGGACUGCUAGGGCUGAACUUGAAGGGCAGAGAAAGGAGCUCGAGGAGAUGGACGCGCUGCGCAUAGAGCUAGAAGAAGAGAGGGCCAAGGUGCGAGCGAUGCGUUUGGAGAAAAAGCGGAUGAAGAAGGAGGCUAAGGUCUUAAAGUCUGAGGUUAGACGUCUCAGGAAGUCACGGACUGAUUUUGUUGCGAGGGAGAAGAUGUACAAUGAGCUGGUUGCGAAGUCUGCUUCUCGUUUUGAGGAGAUGAGGAAGUAUGUGAAUGAACAGCCAACCUUCCAGUCGAUUGUACUGGAGCUGAACCAGAUAUCAGGAAUCGUCUCUCCUGCUGAUCGUGAGAGUGCAGCAGGUUGAUGCAAUUGGUCGUCGCCCUCUUCUUGAUCUUGAGACUGAUGAACACGAGAUUGAAAGGCUGUUAGGAUGAUUCUUAUGUGGUUAUUGUUUGUCUUUUUGCUGUUUAUUUUGCGGUAGCCGUUGUCUUGUAGUUUGCUUUUGUAAAAGAGACGGGUAUUAACUUGAUCAUUUUGUUGGCCA
This is a messenger RNA of Raphanus sativus (radish), 2496 nucleotides long. RefSeq names its product histone deacetylase 15-like. Gene Ontology annotation, biological process: chromatin organization. NCBI's taxonomy places the organism in Eukaryota, Viridiplantae, Streptophyta, Magnoliopsida, Brassicales, Brassicaceae. Gene Ontology annotation, molecular function: histone deacetylase activity. Bases 121 to 2316 code for a protein of 731 amino acids. The record is from RefSeq and is a predicted model, not a curated record. The transcript has 17 exons. Gene Ontology annotation, cellular component: histone deacetylase complex.